Molecule: messenger RNA, 663 nt
Organism: Alosa sapidissima (American shad)
Lineage: Eukaryota; Metazoa; Chordata; Actinopteri; Clupeiformes; Clupeidae
Gene: gng5
Product: guanine nucleotide binding protein (G protein), gamma 5
Exons: 3
Coding region: 95-301 (68 amino acids)
Biological process (GO): G protein-coupled receptor signaling pathway
Cellular component (GO): heterotrimeric G-protein complex
Molecular function (GO): G-protein beta-subunit binding
Source: RefSeq, a predicted model, not a curated record
CAGGAAAUUACUUUCCACAAUCGCUUUGUAUCAGCGGUCUUGCUAGGCCAGUUCACAGUUGUUUUAAAAAGGUCGCUGUCUGUUUUUGUGAAAAAUGUCGGGAGCAUCAAACCUUAUUGCGAUGAAGAAGAUUGUUCAGCAACUGAGAUUUGAGGCGAGCAUCAACAGGGUGAAGGUAUCGCAGGCAGCAGCCGACCUACAACAGUUCUGCAUGCAGAACGCCCUUCAGGACCCUCUGCUCACAGGUGUUUCUUCAAGCACCAACCCUUUCAGGCCACAGAGGAUGUGUUCCUUCUUGUGAGACCACACUGGAGAAUUUGCCAAAGGCUUUUUGUCAUGGAGAUCUGAAAAAUGCUAAAUAACUGCUGCGAAAUAUUGCCAUCAACACAGGGAAGAGUCUGCACACAUCAAUAAUAAUUUGAGGAAUCAGUCAGCCUCAUGCUGCCAAGCUGCCAUAACACGUUUCAGAGACUAAACCAUUUCAGUCAGAAUUUAGAGAUAACAGGAAUGAAGCGCCAGGGUUUGUCAUGUACUGCCUUACGUCAACACCCCAGACCGAGGGAACAAACUUGUGAAAUUUUAGCGGCACAAACAGUGUCUUAAUUGUGCCUUUUUUUGUACUUCUCCUACUUUUAUAACUAAUAAACCAUUAUUAUACAUGUU